Messenger RNA from Suillus paluster, 1150 nucleotides. RefSeq lists its product as uncharacterized. The record is from RefSeq and is a predicted model, not a curated record. Lineage: Eukaryota; Fungi; Basidiomycota; Agaricomycetes; Boletales; Suillaceae. Bases 152 to 1024 code for a protein of 290 amino acids. The transcript has 12 exons.
CUACAACGGAUAAUAGGACGAAACCCAAUCUUGAUACAUUAUGGUCCGAUAGCGACCUUAGCAGGCGUCUCUGCCUUGCUCGCAGGGAUCUCUGUUUUUCUUACGCAGCUUUAUCUGACUCACGAUAACUUCGGGGCUCGAGCUCGCCGACAUGUUCUCGAUCGACUUGAACGGGCAAAUAUUGUCUGUUCGCUGGUCUCUUGUUGGUGCUUGCGGACGGCAGUUCACAGGAUCGUCAAACGAUGAUUGUGUUCAAAAUCGAUUUGUCAACAACAUUGCCCUGUAUCUGAACGAAAAUGCCACUGUAAAUUGGAACACAACGGCCCCGAUAGGCACUUUUGAUUCAUCACCAGUCCAAAAUCCUCUGCCAGUGGCAUACAUACCUGGAAGAGAGCAAUUACCAGCACAAGAUUAUGCUACGGAUCUGCCUAUGGAUCCCUUUCUUCCGUAUACGCUGCAGAAGCAAGCAUCAGCUCUUUACUACCCAUUUGAUAUGUAUUCUGCAUAUGCUUCGCUCUUAGUCAUCGACACUGACAGCAAUACAUCACUGCCGAUAUCUGGCGUGAUUGGAUAUGGAAGUAUGGUGAAUUGGAUCGGUACUAGUGUGUUUUACCCGACUACAGUAGGGGACGAGACGUUGUAUGCAUUAGCCCUAACCUUCCAGCGACAAAGAAUGGUCCGAGCGUUCGCCCUCGUCCUGGUUGUCACAAACUGGGUCCUCUCUGUCACCAUUUUGUGGAUGACAAUCCUGGUGCUGUUCCAUACAAACAUUAAUGACGGCCUUAUCUUGGCUUCAACAACAGUCCUUUUUGCUCUUCCACAGAUUAGGGCCAGUAUGCCAGAUUCUCCGCCAUUUGGCGCUUUCAUUGAUAUAGCAGGUUACUUCAUGAAUGUCUGUCUCGUCAGCAUCUGCACCUCAGUUCUCCUGUUCUCGCAAUUACAGUACCAUUAUCGGCCACCAAAGAAAACCUCGGUGGAACUCCCGCCACCACAGCGAUACACUUUCAUUGCAGGCACGGAGUGAAAAGGUCGCGGAGCUCUGUGCGCUUAUUAUCUGUCGCGUGUGAGAUGAAUAGGAUUUAAUGAACACUCCCCAGAGGGCUCGUUUUCACGGGUGUUUUACCCACGCAUGGUUAGAUUGGAACUCAAU